AUACAGUAGGAGGACAUUUUUCUGUCAGCACAAAGGGCAAAAAACAAAUGUCUCUGCUAUUUCAGCAGAGGAACUUGCAUUCAUCAAAGCAAUGAGAAGAGCAAAGCAUGUUACAGAAGCUGUGCUGUGUGAUUCUACUCAUCAUCCAGAGGGAUACAGAAAAAAACCUUGGAUCUAUUCGAAUAACAGCUGCUAGACUGUUGGAUGAAGGCACCUUCACAUGUAUCUUCAGUGUUUUCCCCAGUGGAGCAUACAGUACAGAGAUAUCUCUAACUGUGCUUGUUCCUCCAGUAGUGAGUGUGACAGUUGAUGUUCCUCCUGUCAUUGGGGAGAAUGAGGUAGUCUUGGCAACCUGCAUGGCUGCUGGUGCCAAGCCACAGGCAGAAGUGAAGUGGAUUUCAGGUACAUUCGGUAGUUUGUUGAGGACGGUGACCAACUCCACCAAGCAGCAGCAGGUCCAGUGUGUCGUCAACCAGUCUUCCCUGGCAACAGAAAGUAGCUACAACUACACCAUAAACAUCCACUAUCCACCUCAGUCAGUGAACAUCACCCUUAGUGAGGCCUCUAAAGCCACAGUCUUCCUAUGUGUAGCAGACAGCAACCCACAACCCAACUACACAUGGAGCAGAGUGGGCCAGCCAUGGCCUGGGUCUUCAGUGAGAGCAGAGGGAGACAUACUGCACCUCCUCAGUCUCAGCUCUGAGCUGAAUGGUCUCUAUGUCUGUGAGGCCUCCAACCCCUACGGACGAGCAACUGGCUCCCUCUAUGUACACACAUCCUCUGAGACCUCUGCUGCCUGUUGGGUUCUACUCGUUGUCAUUCUAUGUCUGAUUGUUGUUGCUGCUGCACUCAUAUGGUACCGGUGGAAAUACGGACAGUUUCCUUGGAAUUCAAUCAUGGCCAAUCACCAGUUCCAGGCACCGCCACAGGUUGAGGAAGAUGAACCUGGGACGUCUGGGUUCUAA
Molecule: messenger RNA, 965 nt
Organism: Coregonus clupeaformis (lake whitefish)
Lineage: Eukaryota; Metazoa; Chordata; Actinopteri; Salmoniformes; Salmonidae
Product: nectin-4-like
Exons: 9
Coding region: 108-965 (285 amino acids)
Biological process (GO): homophilic cell-cell adhesion; heterophilic cell-cell adhesion
Cellular component (GO): adherens junction
Source: RefSeq, a predicted model, not a curated record